AUGGAUGGUAUCGAAAGAGGGUUUAGGUAUGAUGAAAGUGGAUUUAGAUAUGCUAGGCAAGAACUGUACUCAGAUUCCGAUUCAUUGCAGGAGAAAAUGGUAGAAAUAGCCGAUUCGGAGAUAAGUCUAGUGGAGUGGCAGAACAGAACAGAUACUACCGAAAAUGAAGCUGAGGAGGAGGAGAACCAGCCAUUGCCACCCGUGAAGAUGUUCUUUGAUUCCAGUCAAUAUCAUAAUGCUAUAAAGUUGGGAACAAGAUGUUACAUCCACAAAGCUGUUGCAGAAUUAGAGUCACUAGAUCUUGAACCAGAUGAGGUGAGAUGGUUUAGAGAACAUCCACAGUUCCAGCAUUUUUGGCACACACAUAGGGCCAUGUCUGAGGAGAAAACACACAAGAUGAUGGGAAUGUGGAUGCCUCUUCUUCAGACAACAAAAACAAACAAGAAGAGGGAAGCUUGGUUUGUAGUGAAUGGGGUUCUUAUUCGCUAUUCCCUUACAGAGAAUGCCUUUUUGUCUGGACUAAACUGUCUACCUUACCCUGAAGACUAUGAGAGCAUAGGAAGUAGUUCAUUUAAGGACACCUAUUUUGAGAAUACUGUCCCCUCCCUUGCUGCUGUUGAAAAACAACUAGAGUCAAUGCGAUAUCGAGAUCAUCCUGAUCGGUUGAAGAUCUGUGUCGCCUACUUCUUAUCCUGCAUAAUUAGUGGGAAGACAAAAACUGGAAAGGGAGCACCAUCUGUUGACCCCUUAUUCCUGAGAAUGGUUGAUGAUCUUGAUGCUUGUAGAACAUUUCCUUGGGGUAGGUAUUCUUUUGAUGUGAACAUGAAGGAGUUUGAGCAUACAAUGAGGCAUUUCAAAGGGGUCAUCGAAACAGAUGCAUGGACAUUUCCAAGCUUUGUUACUCCAUUGGAGUUGCUAGCAUUUGAAGCCAUCCCAUGUCUGAAGAACAAGUACAUGGAAGAUGUAAGAGGAGCUGAUAGGUCUUGUCCCCGGAUGUGCAGGCAGAAGUUCCAAUCAUUCAUCCUUUCAGGUUUCCCUCUCUUGGAUAUCUAUGAAACACUGGGUAACACCAGAGAGAUCAAGAGUAUAUUGCAACCAUCCGAGGAUGAGGAUAUAAUGCUUGCUAGAAUCAUAGAGAGGAGGAUUGUAGAGGAAGAUGUCGAUGAUAUAGUUCUUGAAAAUUGGACAAGGCGUUUGGAGUGGGUACUCCAUGAUGAUGCAGUGGCUAAGAAAAAUGUGGCUACGGAGAAGGCGGUGCCUGUCGAUGUGGUGGAACAACUGAAGAGCUUGCAGAAGAGUAUAGACGCUCACGAGGAAGCAGAAGCAGCAGAAGAGCUGAAGCAGCCAAAGCAGAAGACAGAUCAAAAGGAGCCAGAGCAGAAAGAGCCGAAGCCGAAGGAGCCGGAGCAGAAGGAGCCGAAGCAGAAGAAAGAGCAUAAGGAGCCGGAGCAGAAGGAGGCAGAGCCGAAGGAGGUGGAUCUGAAGGAGGCAGAGGAUGCGGACCCGGGAGAAGCAGACGUUGCUGACGCUGUGAAUGAGGAAGUGGGUGAGAAAGGAGAGAAUCUCGAGAAAGGAAUGGGUUUAGGUAAACGGAGACAAGAGCAAUCAAAGGCAGGGCCAAGCACAAGGCAGAGACGUUAG
Molecule: messenger RNA, 1641 nt
Organism: Eutrema salsugineum
Lineage: Eukaryota; Viridiplantae; Streptophyta; Magnoliopsida; Brassicales; Brassicaceae
Exons: 5
Coding region: 1-1641 (546 amino acids)
Source: RefSeq, a predicted model, not a curated record